CUUUUUUUCAAGUUUAGCUGCUUUACAGCUCUUUAACAGACCAUUCUCUGUAUACCGGUAGACCUCAAGCGAGCAUAUACUUUUCCACCUCCUUGCAUCUUACAGCUUUACCAAAAGUAUAAACGCGGUCAACAUGCCAACAGUGAAUUUAUUGUCGUUUUUUUCUACUGUUGCAACUGCUACUCGCCGUUCCUCGUCUGAGCAGCAGCCGCUUCUUUCCCAGCAUCAGCAACGACAAAAGUUUUUUGCAAAAGCAGUAAAAACAUCGAUACAUCAACACCGCCAUCCUAUUUUUGACAUGACGAUCUGGACAGUAGCUGCAGCGCUUUUAUCUUGCCUUGGAGGCUUUCUAUUCGGUAAAUUUAAAAGCGUUCUUCAUAUAUGAUUAUGCAAGCUCACCGUGUUGUUAAUGAGCAUAAAAAAUUGGUUGUGCUUAUCAAUCGUCUUUUUU
This is a messenger RNA of Zychaea mexicana, 451 nucleotides long. RefSeq lists its product as uncharacterized. The record is from RefSeq and is a predicted model, not a curated record. The transcript is spliced from 2 exons. NCBI's taxonomy places the organism in Eukaryota, Fungi, Mucoromycota, Mucoromycetes, Mucorales, Lichtheimiaceae. Bases 134 to 385 code for a protein of 83 amino acids.